Notolabrus celidotus (New Zealand spotty) is the source of this 1996-nucleotide messenger RNA. RefSeq names its product cytochrome b-c1 complex subunit 1, mitochondrial (gene uqcrc1). Lineage: Eukaryota; Metazoa; Chordata; Actinopteri; Labriformes; Labridae. The record is from RefSeq and is a predicted model, not a curated record. Gene Ontology annotation, molecular function: metal ion binding. The transcript has 13 exons. Bases 72 to 1508 code for a protein of 478 amino acids. Gene Ontology annotation, cellular component: mitochondrion.
GAAGAAGACACUCCACGGGAGAACCUAUGGGGAGAACAGCUGACUCCUAUCUUCUGUAACAGGACUUAGAAAUGGCGGCGUCCGUGUGCAGAGUCGGGAGCACCGUGGGUCGAACCCUCGCAAAAAACCGCAGUCCCAUCCUGCUAUCUCUGAGGCGUGGACAGGCUUCAGUCAGCUAUGCCCAGAGCCUGCUUGGAGCCCCAGAAACUCGCCUCACUGCUCUGGACAAUGGUUUGAGGGUCGCAUCUGAGGAGACUGGACAUGCCACCUGCACUGUUGGACUAUGGAUCGGUGCUGGCAGUCGCUAUGAGAGUGAGAGGAACAACGGAGCAGGCUUCUUCAUGGAGCACAUGGCUUUUAAGGGAACCAAGAAUCAUCCUCAGACAGCCCUGGAGCAGCAGGUGGAGUCUAUGGGUGCUCACCUCAGCGCCUACACCUCCAGGGAGCACACAGCAUACUACAUGAAAACGCUGGCCAAAGACCUGCCAAAAGCUGUGGAGCUGCUGUCAGAGGUGGUGCAGAGCUGCUCUCUGAGUGAGGCUGAGAUUGAGCAGCAGAGAGCUGUGGUGCUGCGCGAGUUAGAGGAAGUCGAGAGUAACCUGCAGGAGGUUUGCCUGGACCUGCUGCAUGCCACGGCCUUCCAGGGCACUCCUCUGGGACAAAGUGUGCUGGGACCCUCCAACAAUGCCAGGACUCUGACCCGCCAGGACCUAGUGGAUUAUGCCAACAGCCACUACAAAGCCCCGCGCAUGGUGCUGUCUGCUGCUGGAGGUGUGUGCCACGAUGAGCUGGUCGGCUUGGCCAAGACUCACUUCAGUGGAGUGUCUUUUGAGUAUGAAGGAGAUGCUGUCCCUGUGGUGUCACCAUGCAGAUUCACGGGCAGUGAGAUCCGUAUGCGUGAUGAUGGUUUGCCUCUGGCACACGUUGCUAUUGCGGUUGAGGGGGCCAGUGCUGCCAGCCCAGACAUUGUGCCACUCAUGGUGGCCAACUCCAUCGUCGGAAGCUUUGACCUCACCUAUGGUGGUGGAAGGCAUCUGAGCAGUCGUCUGGCUCGUCUGGCAGUCGAGGAGAAACUGUGUCACAGCUUCCAGGCCUUCCACUCAUCCUACAGCGAUACUGGCCUGCUGGGUAUUCACUUUGUGACUGAUAAGAACUACAUUGAAGACAUGAUGCACUGGUCCCAGAACGCCUGGAUAAACCUGUGUACAACUGUGACAGAGAGUGAUGUAGCUAGAGGCAAGAUUGCUCUGAAGGCCAGCCUGGUCGGACAGCUGAAUGGAACAACACCAAUCUGUGAUGACAUUGGCAGACACAUCCUGAAUUACGGACGGCGUAUUCCUCUCGCAGAGUGGGACGCUCGCAUAGAUGCUGUGACCCCCAGGUUGGUGCGUGAUGUCUGUUCCAAAUACAUCUAUGAUAAGUGUCCUGCUGUGGCAGCUGUUGGCCCUGUUGAGCAGCUGCCCGACUACAACAGAAUGCGCAGUGCCAUGUAUUGGCUCAGGUUUUAAGAUAAAUGGUUGUGUUGCUUUUAGUGUCCUAAGUUUUCUCUACAUCCUCCUCACAACCUUACCCCGCUUUCUUCCCACCGCCACUGCAAGAUUGAAUCCUCCUGAGGAUCGUCCACAUGAUGUCUUGACAGCAGGAACGGCCUCCCAUCCUUUCUCUUCUCCCCGCCUCCCUCUCUUAUCCUGCCGAGUGGUCACUCAUAGUUAGCCAUGAGGGAGGAGCCAGUCUGCUCAUUGUUGGAUUUGAAUUCACACAUCAGUUAUCUGUUGAUAACUGAUGUGGUCAUUAUUGCCUGGUACUGACAUGGAGUGGAGAGAGGAUGGACUUGAUUAUCAAAUAAUCAUCUGCAGGACUAGACACAGACAGCCAUAAGUACAGAUAGUUUGGAGAAGGAGAAUAUUUAUGAUUUCUGUAACAUUUGUUUCUGUCCUCUAUUGUACAUAACAGAAGCUCUCAUUCCAACAAGAUAAAAAAGUACUGUAAAACACUG